AUGGUAACUGUUAGUCAACAACCAAACUUCAAAAGAAUUCAGAGUGAGAUUGAAAGAGAAGUCGAGAUGACAUUAGAAGGGGAUAAUUUGUGGAAUCGUGAAGAUCAGUUGCGUUCAAGGUUAAAGGAUCAGAACAGUCGUGUUCUUAUAAUCUUGGAUGAUGUUUGGGAAGAUCUUCACGAUCUAGAGAAACUUGGAAUUCCUAGGGGUAGCAACCACAACCAUCGGUGCAGAGUGACAUUGAUGACGUGUCUGAGAGAUGUUUGCGAAAAUAUGGAAGCUCAGAAGAUCAUGGAAGUUGGAACCUUACCUGAAAAGGAAGCACAAAUUCUUUUUAGGCAGAAAGCCAGUAAUUUAGUUGAUAAUCCGUCUCUCUUUGACAUAGCAAAAGAUGUUGCCAAAGAAUGCAAGGGAUUGCCAUUUGCAAUUAUUACAGUUGCAGGAGAACUAAAACAAAAAACCAAGCCUUCAUGGGAGGAUGCCCUUAAACAAUUAUGUGAUGCAAAAACGAGAAAUAUCCCUGGAGUGCACUCAAAGGUGUAUAAAUUCUGA
Solanum verrucosum is the source of this 552-nucleotide messenger RNA. Its product is annotated as probable disease resistance protein At4g27220. The coding region runs from base 1 to 552 and encodes 183 amino acids. Gene Ontology annotation, molecular function: ADP binding. The record is from RefSeq and is a predicted model, not a curated record. Lineage: Eukaryota; Viridiplantae; Streptophyta; Magnoliopsida; Solanales; Solanaceae. The transcript has a single exon.